Molecule: messenger RNA, 3792 nt
Organism: Adineta ricciae
Lineage: Eukaryota; Metazoa; Rotifera; Eurotatoria; Adinetida; Adinetidae
Source: the annotation of a GenBank genome assembly
AUGCAAUCAUCAAAGAGCAGCACGAAUCUCGAAAGUCUCUCUUACAAAUUGAAUGUAUUUCUAUUCGAACAUGAUCAAACAGGCAAAGACACCCAAUGUCAAGAAUACGAUCCAGAUCUCAACGAAAGUCCAUUUGACAUUGAUGAUGACGACGAUGAUCACUUUAUUCUUUCAGACCGUCCAUUAAAUUUACGUCAAAAUUCACAUGUUAAAUAUAUUCAAGAAGAAACAUCCGAUGAUCUCUCUCCACCAACAACAGCAGCAUCGACUGAAACAACGACGACACCGCUACUUAAUCAACGUCAGCCUGACGAUGAAAAGCUUUUAUAUUUUAACAAUCACAACAUUGGUACAAAUAGUACUACAGCUGUUGUUCCUCUCAUUGUUGUCACAGAUGACGAGACUGAUACAACACCAUCAAAACGUUUCGUCCAUUAUUCAUCUAGGUUUGUCAAAGCAAAAAAUUCCUAUUCAUCCAUUACGCCUAUCAAUAUGGAUCACUUAAAUUUCAAAGAUUAUUUCAACAAUAGUUCUUGUCCUGGUUCACCACUUCUCGCCGGGAAAGUUUCAGCCUCAUCAACAACAAACGCACCAAAUCUAUCGGCACCUGGAGUGUCAUCUUCUCCAGUUGCCGUAACGAUAACUGCCGCUGGCACAGGAACUGGGAAACGCCGUGGAUUCAGUCAUCGUGCUAGUUACAAACGUGCACAUACAGGACGAUUAUCUAUUGAUCACACACCCAAUGAAUUAUUUAUUGAAUUACAAGAACUAGAAACAGAUGAUCAUAUCGAAUACUACUGGAAUGAAUGUGCUAGGUGGAUUCGAUAUGAAGAAGAUUUUGAUGUUGAGAUGCUCCGUUGGCAAGCACCGAGAGUUGGUUGCUUAAAUUAUCAUAGCCUGUUGGAGCUACGACGUGGUUUACAAUAUGGUAUUGUUCUACUAGAUCUUGAUGAACAGACCCUCGACGGCAUCUAUGAAGCAAUUAUUAAUGAUGCGAUUGCCAAUGGGCAAAUGAAUAAAGAUGCCAAAGAUGAAAUAUUACGUAUUCUAACAAGCAAUCAUAAACACCCGGAGCCUCGUUCAUCAUUUCGCCGCCGUUCGUCCGCUGUGGACUUUCCACCCGUGAGUACGCGACGCUCGAGUUUAGCCUUUAAAAAGAACGAACAAGUUAACACCGAUGAUUCAAGACGGAUGAGUUUACUUGAUCCAAAGGUCAAUGGUGAACUGACUAAGAACUUGAAAAAUCUUGUCGUUCGAUAUGAUCAUAUCGGCGAUUCGGUUAUGACCGAUUUACAAGCAAAACAGUCGUCAUCUGAACAACUGAGCAAUACGAAAGGCAGUGAUGAGAGUGUAAAUCAAUUACGACCUGCAAAUAUCAGUCAUCGGCCAUCGCAGAGUCAACCGAAGAGAUCACGAGAUUCGGGUCAACCUCGGUCUGAUUUAAUGCGACGAAUACCAGAUGAUGCUGAGUGUGCGGAAGUACUUAUUGGCGGAGUCAAAAUUUUAACUAGACCCGUAAUGGCAUUUGUUCGUUUGUCAGAAGGUCAACAUAUGGUCAGUAUGACUGAAGUUCCACUACCUGUGAAAUUCAUCUUUGUAUUGAUCGGUCCGGUGCUGGAAGAAUAUUUUGAAAUUGGCCGUUCACUCAGUACUCUAUUUAGUACGCCAGAUUUCCGUGCAGUUGCCUAUCAAGCAAUGGAUCGUCGAGAUUUGUUGGGUGGCAUCAAUGAUUUUUUGACAGACACAAUUGUCUUACCGCCGGGCGAUUUUGAUAAAGAACUCUUGUUGCCGGUGAUCGAAACAGCGAAGAUGAAAAAUAACAAUGCGAAACGGCGAUCAACAAGGCGACGAAAACAGACCAAAGGUCGAUCCACUGAUGGCCAACAGCAACAAAGUUCCAGUCAAGCAUCGCGAGUGCUAUUAGCUCAAAUAUCUUCUCUGUCACAUGAGAAACAAGAAGAUGAUCCAUUUCUACGAAGUGGUUUCGUAUUCGGUGGUGUUUAUCGUGAAAUGCAACGCCGUUACGCUUAUUUCAAAUCUGAUUUUUUGGACGCAUACUCGCUUCAUUGUCUUGUCAGUCUCGUCUUCAUGUUCAUUGCUUGCCUGGCACCAGCUCUGACCUUUGGUGGUAUCAUAGCUGACAAAACCAACAAUCUAUUGGGUGUAAAUGAAAUGAUGAUUGCCUCGUCGAUGAAUGGAUUCAUAUUCGGACUUUUCAGUGGACAACCAUUGAUGAUUCUUGGACCGACAGGACCGUUCCUUGUCUUCGAAGAAAUGGUCUAUGAUUUAUGUCAAUUAUUAAAUUCAGAUUUUUGGACAGUGCGCUGCUGUGUUAGUCUUUGGACAACUUUUUUUAUAAUUAUCCUUGUGGCUUUCGAAGGUAGCUUUAUGAUUCGGCAUGUAACUCGAUUUACCGAAGAAAUUUUUGCUCUGAUCAUUGCUCUUGUGUAUCUUUACGAACCAUUUAAAAAGCUUUAUAAAAUAUUUCGUUCAAAUCCAGUUCAAUCUAUCUACAAUUAUGAUUAUCCAUUAACAUGUGUUUGUAAUCUGUCGUCUAUAGUCAAUAUCACAUUAGACUACGAUACUGUGAAUUCUUCAUCCAAUGAUAUGUUACUGUCUACUCCAUCGAAAUAUUCGUGCUAUAAUUGUAUAUCAGCAAAACAAUCUUCGUCCUCAUCUUUAUUUGUUUCAAAUAAUAAUUCAACAUCAAUGCCCAGUGAUGAUAGUCCAUUACCAAAUAAAGCACUUCUGUCAUUUAUCAUACUUAUUGGAACAUGUUUCAUUUCCGUUGCAUUAAAACGUUUUCGGCGAAGUAAUUUUUUCGGCCGAACGACAAGACAAACAUUGAGUGAUUUUGGUAUGACAAUUGCGCUCAUUUUUAUGGUGCUGUUCGAUAUGUUAGUCACAAAAAGUGCCGGUGGUCAUAGUCUUACGCAGAAAAUAACCGUACCUGAUUCAAUCCGACCAAGUGAUCGUGAACGUGGUGAUACAUGGUUUAUAUCGCCUACACAAAAGAGUCUACCGUUUUGGCUUUACUUCGCUUCAUCUUUUCCUGCUAUUUUGAUAUCUGUGGUGCUGUUCUUUGAAGUUGAAUUGACUAGUAUUAUGAUUCAAUCAAAACUUCGAUGUGUUCAAUCAUCGAAAGUUGUCAAAGGAACUGGUUACCAUCUCGAUAUAUUAAUAGCAGGUAUAUUGGUGUCUGUCAGUGGAUUAUUUGGUCUUCCAUGGAUGUGUGCCGCACCUGUACGAAGCAUUGCUCAUGUUGCUAGUUUAUCCAAAUACAGCAAUACUCAUGCUCCCGGAGAAAAAGCUCGUCUGAUUGAAAUUAAAGAUCAGCGUUUGACCAAUAUCGGUGUACAUUUGUUUAUUGGUUGUACCAUAUUCGCUGCGCCGAUCAUUCGCAAAAUUCCUGUGGCUGCUUUAUUUGGUAUAUUUUUAUAUUUUGGUAUUGUCUCCAUAUCCGGUACACAAUUAUUCAGUCGACUGAAAAUGACAUUUAUUCCAACGAAAUACCAUCCAAACUUUGGCUAUUUAAGACGAGUCCGUCAAAUGAAACGGAAUACAUAUACAUUUAUACAAUUGAUGGCAGCUGCAUUAUUGAUUACCAUAAAAAUUACGAGAUUUGCGUUUUUAUUCCCAUUUAUCCUUGUCUUACUAGUCCCGUUUAGAAAAUGGUGUCUUCCAUUUUUCUUCACAGAACGCGAACUCAAUGAGCUCGAUGGUGAUGAAGAACAGGAUCGUUUCUUUGACGAUGAACUGGAUUUCUACGGUCAAGUUCAUCUACCAAUUUAG